GAUUACCUCCAGUACUGCGCAGGAGUACGAUGUUUUGAACCAGACGAGGACAGAUCUGGACGAGGUAAGAAAAAGUUGAAAAUUUGCGGUUGAAAUCUAUGGGGUUUUAUCAUCACAGGCAACUGAGAUGCAGGACAAUUGGUAUACCCGUCCUGUGUGGUGCAGAAAAAAUCAACCACGAUUCUGCUUACAUAGAAACCAUUUUUGCUGUGGCAUAUUUAUUUGAAAUUGUAUUAUUUCUAUUGCCAGACGGACACAAUGUUUAAUGCAAGUAUCAAUGAUGUUCCCCGAGGAGAUGAAAGAUUGAAUAAACUUCUUGCAAGGUAAGAUGUCCAUUUUUUUUUCAAUUUUCGUCUUUAAGGCAUCCAUGCUUAUUACCGUGGUAUAGAAUAGAAAAACUUUAUUUGUCCACGCUAACCCUGUCAACCGAGGCUGAUUUCCACAGGGGGCGUGUAAAAAAGAAUUACAAAAAUAUAGUAUAAGGUAUUUAAAGCUAUUUACAAUCUAUAGUAUCAAGUUAUAUAAACUAUAAGUAAGUCAUGUAUAUAUAUUUACAAGUUUUCAGUUUCUUAGGAUCUUGUUUUAGUUAAAGAAUGUGAGUAGCAAUUUUAUUUUGAAAACAUGACAGGGAUUUGCUUUCCCUAAUUUCAUUUGGAAUGGAGUUCCAUAAGUGAGCACCGUUAUACAUGAAACUAUUUUUCAUGUUAUUUGUUCGAGGUUGUGGUAAACAAAGACCACUGGAAAUGUCCCGAAGUUUGUAAUUUGUCAUCCCACUUUUAUAGGUGAAAAGGUUUGUGAGUGACUUAGGUAGGGGUGCACCGGAUUUCAAAUCCGGCCGGAUUUAACGAAUUUUCCGGCAUCCGGCCGGAUUUGGAGGCCGGAUUAAAUUUCUGUUUUCAGCUUAAAAAAAAUCACCAAGAAUGGGAUAAACCGUCAAUUUGGCAGCUUUACUGUUGCUCAAAUAUUGAUUCAAUACAUUACCUCGGGCCGACCAAUUCAUUUGAUCAAGUUCCUCGAGAUAUUCAUACACUUCCUGUGAAAGAGCCAAUUCCAAGUAUUUGAUCAUUUCUGGUCACUUCCUUUCUAUUUAUGAUUGGUUAGUUGCACAAACAACAAAGGUGAUUGGUGCAUUCAAACUAUUCAACAGGAAGUUUACAAUUAUACUAGGAAGUGUAUGAAUAUCUCGAGGAACUUGAUGAAAUGAAUUGGUCAGCCCGAGGUAAUGUAUUGAAUCAAUAUUUGAGCAACACUUCAAUUGGAACGACAGUAAAGUUUAAAAAGCCCUUAUAUUAUUAUAAAAUAUUAAGUUAUUAACAAAAAGAUAUUUAAAAAAGGUUUAAACACAAUCAAAAAUCUAAACUGACACUAACUAAAAAUAGUAAAAAACAUAAACCGCCAUUUUGAAUACUGAUUUAUCCCCAAUUGUUCCCAUUACCGGUUUAUCUCAAAUCCGGCCGGAAUUUUUGUCCAAAUCCGGUAAAUCCGGUUCCGGCCGGAUUUGAAAAUUCCAAAUCCGGUGCACCCCUAGACUUAGGGCCCAUUUUAUUCAAAAUUUUGUACAUAUAAAAGCCUUUCGUUUGUGUUUUGUCUAACAUUAUUCAAGAAUUUGAGAGAUGCUUUUCGUAAUUGUGUGAUGCUGCAUGUUUAGACUUGCUGAUGCCGAUCGCGUGCAAGAAGAAACGAACUUACAGCUUUCUGAAUUAGAGGUUAGUCGUCAUUACAUUAUUGAAUGAAAUCAGUGACGUGACGGAGGAAGAGGGAGCCCUCAGGCAUAUUUGGUGGGCCCUGUUGACUGUUGUCAAAAUGCUGUGUCUAUAAAUGUAACAGUCUCCAACACAAUUGACAAGAAUAACUUUUGUUUUAUUUUAUUUGAGAUGGAACAACAAAAUCAGUUACCGUUGUCGAAGUUAAAACCGUGUUUGUCAAUGUAUGAAUAUUUUGUUGUUUUAUUUGAAGGCAACAUUGCAACAAGAGAUAGGUCGUCGGCAAGAGUUAGAAGUUCUACUCGAAGAACAACAUAAGAGAAGAGAUGUGAGUAUAACCAAUGACGGUAUUGAAUAAGAUAUCGAGUCAAUCAUGCUGCAUGCACUGUGAAUACUGUCUAACUCUUCAUUCGUCUUGAACAUUUGUAUUUUUCAGUAAAAUACGUGAAUGAUGUUCAGCCGGAUAAAUGAGCUUAAAGUUGUUUUUUUUUAAAUCAGCAGGAUUUUUUAUUAGGGGCUGGCUGUUCGAAGCUGAAUUAUAGCGCUUGCCCAGCCCGGAAAUUUGGUCAUGCUAUGCAAAUAUUAAAUCAUUAUCAUAAUUCAUUUUUACAAUAAUUUAAACAAGCUGUCAGGAAGUUUGCUUUGAAUUUUAAGUAAUUAACCUAGGGUUAUAUGCUCAUCUUCUUUUGAACAACUGCUCCCAGAUAUCUUCACCGUCAUAUGGUCCUUUGCAUGUUUUUCAUAUCCUUUCAUUUCUUCAGCAUCGUGUUAACAUCUUAGACGAAGAGAGAACACCACUAACAGGAUCGCCUGCAGUCCAGGGUGGUCAAUUAUAUCAACAUCGAGUUUCACAUAUCAGUAAGUACCUGUUGAUAGAUUGUCAAGCUAGACCAAUACACCCUUUUUGAUAAUUACGUCACAAAUAUCUCCCUGACCCGGGAGCCUCAUUCUCGCAAGCCAAUAGCUUUUCCCGUUCAUGAAAACGAUCCUCCCAGGCCAAGGAAACUUUAGGAAUAAAGGAAUACCGAAUGGCUUUCCGCACGCGAGAUGUUGCGAGACUUUCGGAAAGCGUAAAAAUACUCGAGCCGCAAGCGAGUGUAUUUUUACGCUUUCCGAAAGUCGCCAACAUCCCAAGUGCAUGGAUCACGCUAUCCUGCUUGGAAAACCAUUUGGUAAUUGUUUUAUAAAAUAACUACAGUGAAACAAUGACAUUUUGUGAAUCCCGCGAAAAUCCCGCGAAGGCAUUUUAAUUCCUCGUGCAGGAUAGCCUGAUCUGCACGGCUAUUAACCAAUCAAACUGCGUGUUUCACUGUAGUUAUUAUAUAAAGCACGAUACUUCGUGCUGAGUUUCACAACAAACAUUUCCCUGCAAUGUGUAUGGUGUUAAACUUUGCAAAUUCCCUUCUAUGGCCCCUUGUGGCAAGUGUAGUAUUAUGUAAGUAAUUAUUAAAUAUUUUACUUUUCAGACAGGAGAAGUGAAACGUCCUUAAUGAGUCUUCGUGGUUGUCUUCAGUCAAGGUUUGAUCUAUUAUGACAUAAUUUCACAACCAUACUCAAAUAUGAAAUUGUUGGGUCUCAGGGUUCGUAGCGGUCUUUGAAAUCCUUGAAAGUCUUUAAAUUUGAGGUCUUUAAGGUCUUUGAAAAGUCUUUGAAUUGUGUGAAAAAGCGAAGAAAGUCUUUAAAAGUCUUUAAAUUCUUUAGUGAGUAUUUGAUUAUACGAAUUCCUAGCCAAUAAAAUAGAUUGAUUGAAGCAAGAUUUUCGCAAAUAUCGACGAAAAGGCGCAUUUUACGAGGUGAUUUGACUGGACUAAUUACCGGGUAAAAAUGGUGCUUAUACACUCGCAUUUUUUCGACAGCUGUUUCCUCUCAAAGGUCUUUGAAAGUCUUUCAAAAUAUAGGCAGAAAAAGUCUUUGAAAGUCUUUGAAUUUUGUUGGUCUUGGAGACUACGAACCCUGGGUCUGUUUUGACAGUUUGAGUGUGUCGUGUAAUGUUGGAUCUCGUUUGCUUUCAUUCAAAACAUUCAUCGAAUGUUGUUUAACCUUAUGAUAGACUUCCCGGAGCAAUUGUCUUGAAUCUCUCAGACUGUGGAUUUUAUGUCUGGGUGUUUAUGUUUCCCGCGAUUGAAAAUGUUGCCAGAUAUUCAUAAUAUGUCGUGAUUAAAUUAUUGAAUAUUUUCAUUUUGUUUGAUCUGUUGUAUCUUUCUAUUUUUAGUGGUUUGCUAGCUCGGCUAUUGUGUGGUCAAGCAAGAGGACGAUGGCCUAUCAUGUUGUAUUUAUUGUUCAUACAUUCUGCUCUACUUGUCUGUUUCUAUUUUCUAUACGCAGCUUAAUUUUCAACAUAUAUAAAUCAUCUUUUUAAGGUAACAAACAAAGAUAUUGAAUAUUAAAAUUGUUUAUAUUAUAAUUAAUAAGCGAACAAAUUCUUGUUAUUUAGAUAACUUUAAUGUAAUAAAUGUAUUAACACAAAACCUCUUUUUGUUUUAAUUACACAGUUCAGAGUAAAAGUGAAGUUUCGAGUUGAAAGGUAAAAAGUUUAGACUAAAUAGUUAGACUAAAUAAUAAAUGUUAGUCGAAGGAAAUUUUCAGUGUUCGUUUGUCAAAUAAAUGUAAAAAAUUCACACCAGAAAUAUCAUCAAUAAAGCCAAUUACAAUUUGUAUAUCGAGUAUAGAUAAUUAGUACAUCGAGUAUAGUUAAUUAGUAUAUCGAGUAUAGAUAAUUAGUAUAUCGAGUAUAGAUAAUUAGUAUAUCGAGUAUAGAUAAUUAGUAUAUCGAGUACAGAUAAUUAGUAUAUCGGGUAUAGAUAAUUAGUAUAUUGAGUACAGAUAAUUAGUAUAUCGAGUAUAGAUAAUUAGUAUAUCGAC
Messenger RNA from Paramuricea clavata, 4565 nucleotides. The record is from the annotation of a GenBank genome assembly. Lineage: Eukaryota; Metazoa; Cnidaria; Anthozoa; Malacalcyonacea; Plexauridae.